CUCGACUCACACACACACAGACACUCGACUCACACACACAGACAGACACUCGACUCACACACACAGACAGACACUCGACUCACACACAGACAGACAGGCACUCACACGCGUCCUUCGCACGCCGGCGCAUGAAGCGUCCCAGUCGUGAGCCGCGAGUCCAGUGAGUUCAAGUGGUGGUCGCGCCACUCGCUACUUGCUGCCGUUAGUUGUCCUGCUUCUACAUUUAUAGUCAUCAACGAUCCCCACCAACGUUGCUACUCAUCAUCGUCAUCAGCACCACCACCACCAUCCGCUCAGGGUACAAAGGAGUCGGUGGCGAGCAGCGGACGGCAUGGAUUAUGAGCGAAGAGACGCGCAGUAUCGGGGGACGCCGGUGCUGGAACCUCUCCUGUCAACGAGGAACGAUGAUGAGGCUGUGCUGGACCGGGGCAAGACGAGCGCCAUCCUCUUGACAAACUUCGAGAAGGAGGAGCUGGAAGCUCACCGCACGGUGUACAUUGGCCUACACGUGCCCUCGGGCCGCAGGAGCCAUCGCCGUCACCGCCACCGCGGAGGCCACCGUCACCAUCACCGUCGCCGGGUCCGUGACAAAGAGGCCAACGCAGACGACUCGGAGUCUGGAUGCCAAGACACGCCGUCGCAGCGCGUGCAGUUCAUCCUGGGCGUGGAGGAUGACGACGAGGAGCAUGUGUCCCACGACCUCUUCACGGAGAUGGACGAGUUGUGCAUGCGCGACGGCGAGGAGUGCGAGUGGAGGGAAACGGCGAGGUGGCUGAAGUUUGAGGAGGAUGUGGAGGAUGGUGGAGAGCGGUGGAGCAAGCCGUACGUGGCGACGCUGUCUCUGCACAGCCUCUUCGAGCUGCGCAGCUGCAUCAUGAACGGCACCGUGAUGCUCGAUAUGAAGGCCACCACGCUGGAGGAGAUCGCUGACUUGGUGCUCGACAGCCAGAUCGCGUCGGGGCAGCUGGACGUGGCCGUGCGCGACCGCGUGCGCCAGGCGCUGCUCAAGCGCCACCACCACCAGAGCGAGAAGAAGCUGAGCCACCGCAUCCCCAUCGUACGCUCGCUCGCCGACAUGGGCAAGAAGUACUCGGACACGCACCUGCUGGAGAAGAACGGCCAUUGGCUCGGCGCCCACCGGGCCUCCCUGACUUGCUCGCGUGCGAACCUGCUCCAGAAGCGCGCCUCGAUCCCCAACAGCCCCCCCCCUACCCCUACCGAUGGCACCGCCCCCACCGAGUACGCAACCGAGCGGCCCCGUAGCCUGGCCGCGGGCAAAGGCGGCGCGGCACCUUCCCGCGGGCGGGAACCCCCUGCCGGAGACCGCCAUAGCUCGACGGCCGGAGCCGAUUGUGGUGACGGUAGCGGCGGCGGCGAUGACGAAAGUUGGGACGAGCCGCGCCGUAGCUCAACGGUGGUGCUCCCCGUUGUGCUAGAGGAGUUGCCGGCGCGCGCUGCGCUCCACCAGGGUUGUUGCAGCUGUGGCGGCCAGUGCCUGGCCAAUCCCUAUAGAGCCUGCAUGGAGCAGAGCCGCCUGGCUGCCGGGGCCAAUAGCUUCUUGACCUCGCCACAUUCGGCUCCCGGGAACCUGGCAGAUGGAGACAAGGUGUGCGAGGGCCGCGCAGGGGAGUCCAGCACUGUGGACUUCAGCAAGCAGCAGCCCUCAGCCACAUGGCAUUGUGGCUGUAUCUCCCCAGACCAAGGAUGGCCUGGCAUUGUCGUGGACCUGAACUUCCUGCGUAAAAUCCCGCAAGGAGCGGAAGCGUCGAACGUUCUGGUGGGGGAGGUGGACUUCCUGGAGCGUCCGGUCAUCGCGUUUGUGCGCCUCUCUCCGGCCGUGCUGCUCUCUGGGCUCGCGGAGGUCCCCAUCCCCACGCGGUUCCUCUUCAUUCUGCUGGGACCGUCGGGCAAGGCUACCCAGUACCACGAGAUCGGCCGAUCCAUCGCCACCCUCAUGUCAGAUGAGAUAUUCAGUGAUGUCGCGUACAAGGCCAAGGACAGGAAGGACCUCCUGUCGGGCAUCGACGAGUUCCUGGAUCAGGUGACGGUGCUGCCCCCCGGGGAGUGGGACCCCUCCAUCCGGAUAGAGCCCCCAAAGAAUGUCCCCUCUCAGGAGAAGCGCAAGCUGCCGAGCCUCGUCAACGGCGCGUCACAGGCGUUGGAGCCAGAGCACGAGAGCCACGGUGCGGGACCCGAGCUGCAGAGAACUGGCAGGAUAUUCGGGGGUCUGGUGCGCGACAUCAAGCGGAAAAUUCCGUUCUACUGGAGCGACUAUCGCGAUUCCCUGAACCUGCAGUGCAUCGCCUCCUUCCUCUUCCUGUACUGCGCCUGCAUGUCGCCAGUCAUCACCUUCGGGGGGCUGCUCGGGGAGGCCACCGAAGGACGCAUCAGCGCCAUCGAGUCGCUGUUCGGGGCUUCCAUGACGGGCAUCGCAUACUCGCUGUUUGCGGGGCAGCCGCUCACCAUCCUGGGCAGCACGGGGCCUGUGCUCGUCUUUGAGAAGAUCCUCUAUAAGUUCUGCAAGGACUACAAUCUCUCGUACUUGUCGUUGCGCGCGUGCAUCGGCCUGUGGACGGCGUUCCUCUGCCUCCUGCUCGUGGCCACGGACGCCAGCUCGCUCGUCUGCUACAUCACACGCUUCACCGAGGAGGCCUUCGCCUCCCUCAUCUGCAUCAUCUUCAUCUACGAGGCACUGGAGAAGCUCGUGCACCUGGGCGAGACGUACGAGGUCAACAUGCACGCCGACCCCGAGCUGCUCACCCAAUACUCCUGUGUGUGCGUCGAGCCGAGUGUUCCGAGCAACGAAACUCUGGACGCAUGGAGCAAUAUGAACCAUUCGGCGGACAGCAUUCCCUGGGGAAACCUGACAGUCAGUAAAUGCUUAGAAUUACACGGUCAGUUUGUGGGGACGGCGUGUGGCCACCACGGGCCCUACAUCCCUGACGUCCUCUUCUGGUCCAUCAUCCUCUUCUUCGCCACGUUCUUCCUCUCCGGAUUCCUCAAGCAGUUCAAGACCAUGCGCUACUUUCCCACCAAGGUUCGCUCCACGGUGAGCGACUUUGCCGUGUUCCUCACCAUCCUGAGCAUGGUGGUCAUCGACUACUUCCUGGGCAUCCCCUCGCCCAAGCUCCAGGUUCCCAGCGAAUUCAAGCCCACGCGGGAUGACCGGGGCUGGAUCGUGGACCCCAUUGGGCCCAACCCGUGGUGGACGAUCCUGGCUGCUGCCAUCCCUGCUCUUCUCUGUACCAUUCUGGUCUUCAUGGACCAGCAGAUCACGGCCGUCAUCAUCAACCGCAAGGAGCACAAGCUGAAGAAGGGCUGCGGCUACCACCUGGACCUGCUGUGGGUGGCCAUCAUGCUGGCCGUGUGCUCCGUCAUGGGGCUCCCGUGGUUCGUGGCGGCCACGGUGCUCUCCAUCUCGCACGUCAACAGCCUCAAGGUCGAGUCGGAGUGCUCCGCACCCGGCGAGCAGCCCAAGUUCCUGGGCAUCCGCGAGCAGCGCGUCACAGGGCUCAUGAUCUUCGUGCUCAUGGGUUGCUCCGUCUUCAUGACCGGUGUUCUUAAGUUCAUCCCAAUGCCGGUGCUGUAUGGAGUCUUCCUGUACAUGGGGGCCUCCUCUUUGAAGGGAAUCCAGUUCUUCGACCGAAUCAAGUUAUUCGUAAUGCCGGCGAAGCACCAGCCCGACUUCAUCUACCUGCGCCACGUGCCGCUGCGCAAGGUGCACCUGUUCACCGCCGUGCAGUUCACCUGCCUCGUGCUGCUCUGGGUCAUCAAGGCAUCGCCCGCCGCCAUCGUCUUCCCCAUGAUGGUCCUGGCGCUGGUGUUCAUCCGCAAGCUGCUGGACUUCUGCUUCACCAAGCGGGAGCUGAGCUGGCUCGACGACCUCAUGCCCGAGAGCAGGAAGAAGAAGUUGGAGGACGCUCUGCGCGAGCAGGAGGACAGCGAGCUCGGCAACAGCGGAGGCAGCCGGAGCCGGGAGACCCAGCGCAUACUGGAGGUGGCCGAGGUCGGCACUGUGCAGGUUCCACUGGAAGGAGGAAACGUUCUCAAGAUCCCUGUCAAGGGCAUCAAGUUCAGCCAUCAUGACCCUUCCAUCAUCAACAUCUCGGAGGAGAUGUCCAAGACGGCGGUGUGGAAAACUCUGGCUGGAAAUACUGACAACGCUCACGUGGAUGUCGAGAGCUCCGGGCAAAACCCCAGCAAGAAGGUGAACUUGGUGCCAGGAUAUGUCGAGCAUCAUGUAUCUUCGGAAACCUCGGUGUGAUGACUCGUGUAUCCCGUGGCGCCCUGCAAUGCCUCGCAGUCAGCGGCUUCCACCACCACGGUUGUGAUUUCCAGUCCCACUCGGCCACCCUUGCUGUGCCGUCUAGUCCUGCUCGGCGUGUAAGAGUAGCAUGGCGUUUCAUUUGUCAUGGCUUCGUAACUUGUCGUCGGCACACGUUCAUCAACAAUGAAAAAUGUUGAAUCUUGUGAAACAAUGAGAAGGAAAUAAGGUGUCGGAGAAAGGGGUCGGUUGUUGCCCUGAUGAAAUGAAAAAAAAAAACCCGACACCUUAAUGAACACGAUGAUCACGAUGCACAUUGAUUUACAUUGUGAAGGUUUAAUUGUGCAAUGCAGAAGCUUGAAUUAAAAAUCACUGCAAAGUACUGCGAGUGCAGCUUCAUGGACAGGGGGUACCCUUCCCAAGGGACUCGCAUUGAUCACUUAAGACUGCAACGUUCCUUCUGAAGUAAACUGCCAUGUAAUUAAGCACAUCCUUGAUUUCAAACGAUUCACUGUUGAAUAACAUCAGUAUGAUGAAAAAAACAUUUGUAUUUUGUUCCAGUACUUCCUUCAAUAGCACUUACUCGUAGUCCUUGAGUAAUACUUGUUUAAUGCUUUUGUUUACAGCACAUGUCGAUCAUACAUUAUUUAAUUUUCACUCAUAAUUUUUGUAUAUUUAGAUAACAGCUACAAUCGACAUUAUUUUGGUGAAAACCGUUAUGGUACUUUUGGGAGAUGUUUGUCGAACAAAAUGCUUAUCAGAUGAUGAUAAAUGCUCCUUUAAGGAUUAAUUUAUUUAAGAGAUUUCACUGGUGUGAUGGUGGUGUAUAUUUCUUUUGUUGUAAGCUGUAUGUUUUAUACAUUGCGCAUCAGAAAUGUUAUAGUCACUGCCAACAUUUGAUCCAGUCGCCUUAAUUAUGUUUCUUCUAAGUAACUCAAGUCUUAUAAAUGCAGUUUACUUGUCAACAAAUCUCCAUUGUAUUUCUGCUUAAGUGUGAUCAACACAGACAAUUUUGGAAAACUUGAUAAUGAAGAAUGACCAUAUGUAGAGUGGUUGUGAUUUUGACGAUCGCUGUACUUGUUACCCAGCACUCCUUCGGCUGUUUUGGGUUAAAGUUGUACUAAAAGGACCUGGGUGGGGUUUUUUCCCCCCCAUUUUGCAAGCUGGGCUAUAAUUCUCACUUGACACUGUGUUUUAGCAGGUGAAUCUACCCACCAGGUAAAGUGAAAUAUUGUAUUUGUGAGAGUAAUUUUGCCUGUUGGGAAAUAACACAUUUAUAGUAACCGUGAGAAGCCCGAAUGUGGAUUCUCCCAGUGACUGUGAAGAGCACCAGUUAUCCUUUUCGCAAUCAAGCGGUGUUGAUUUUUACAGAUCUAUAAUGCCCUUUUGAAUUAGGCUGUGAAGUAGUAUAACUCUUCCUUUUAAUGUUUGUACUUAAAGAUUCUUUUUCAACAGCUUCUACGUGUAAUUUCUACCUUUGACAAGAAACGUGAAAAUCAGUGUCUCUGUAUACCUGGCCUUCCUGUAGUAUUUCAUGACCUGGCCCAAUAAAGAAAAGUUAACAAAAAAUACGUGCCACAAGGCAUGUUUAUGUCCAAUAUCCACAGUACAAAGAGCCCAGUUUAAAGGCUCUUGGGACAGCUGUUAGGGUCCACAGUGAUACACAAUACAGCAUUUCUGACUGCCACUGUUGGUCCCAUGCUGUUAGAAAUAGGCAGUGAACAGUAACAUUGUGGAUGUGACAAAAAAAGCCAACAUUUCCUAGAUUCAUUAUCUCUGGGCCCAGCAGUGGAGUUUGUUUAAAAAAUUUGAGCUACAUCUUUCAAACAGAAACGUUCGUAUUUUGUAAAGAUGUGAAAUGACCCGUUUUUAAUGAGGAAAGCAAUAAAUUAAUAAAACUGGAA
Messenger RNA from Petromyzon marinus (sea lamprey), 6168 nucleotides. Its product is annotated as sodium-driven chloride bicarbonate exchanger-like. Gene Ontology annotation, biological process: regulation of intracellular pH; monoatomic anion transport; bicarbonate transport. NCBI's taxonomy places the organism in Eukaryota, Metazoa, Chordata, Hyperoartia, Petromyzontiformes, Petromyzontidae. Gene Ontology annotation, cellular component: plasma membrane; apical plasma membrane; basolateral plasma membrane. Gene Ontology annotation, molecular function: monoatomic anion transmembrane transporter activity; sodium:bicarbonate symporter activity; solute:inorganic anion antiporter activity. The record is from RefSeq and is a predicted model, not a curated record.